AAAAAUUCGCGCACGUGACAAAUGACACACACACACAUUUCAGAAGACACAGUAAAACCUCUGCUGUUGUCCUAAAUCAGUAGGUCACAGCAGUUUUAGAACUUCCUACUAAUGAAUCCGGGCGUGUAGUAGUUGUUGACCCGUAUACGUACAGAAUACGAAGAACGAUAAAGCAGUUACCAGUAUGUCCGCCUCUAUCGAUAUCCGUGUCACACAGCUCAACGUCUAUCCUGUCAAGUCUUGCCGUCGCGUGUCUGUUUCAUCGGUUCGUCUCGAUGAGUUUGGCGUUUGCAACGACCGACGCUUCAUGCUCGUCGAUGGCAACGGCCGUUUUCUAAGUCAGCGGCGUUAUCCUAUUUUGGCAACAGUUACAGCGACAUUGGAAACAGAAGAGGCACCAGAGGAUAAUGGCGCUAUUAGAAGGGUAAAGAUGUCGUCACCUCAUGUUGAUUGGGAUCUCGAGGUAGAGCCGCGACGCGAUGGAAAGGUAGUGCAAGUUGGUAUAUGGGAAGACAAGGCACUGGCUGUCGAUCAAGGAGAAAAGGCAGCAGAAUGGAUUAGAGAUCUUUUGAAAACGGGCAUGACUUAUAACCGGUUGGUGACUAUUGGUGAGAUAGGAACGAAACGACCUGUUAGAAUCCCUUCUGAUUUCCCUUCUCUCCCUGACCGUCAGUUGUCUUUUACCGAUGAGGCUCCAGUACUGUUGUUGUCAGAAGAAUCACUGACCAACUUGAACACAAAGAUGAAAGAAAGGACAGGAACAGAGGUUGUAAUGGAUCGGUUCAGGCCAAACAUAGUUGUUUCAGGCUGUACCAAUGCCUUCGACGAAGACUCGUGGCUUCUAAUUGAAAUUGGAAAUGUUAAAUUUAUGGCGUACAACAAGGCCGAGCGAUGUAAAAUGACUGGUAUUGAUCAGCUGACCGGAGAAGUUGACAAACAUGGGCCGCUACACGUUUUGAGGGAAUAUAGAGCACCUCGUGGUCCAGGCCAUGCAGAAUUUGGGCAACACAUUAUACCACUCAGCCUCGGUGGUCAGCUUCAGCUUGGAGACAAAGUGAAAGUCAUUAGUCUGAAAACGAGUGUAUAGCUUAGUGUGACAAUAUUGCAUAUUUAACUAAACUGUACAGCUAGGUUUGAGACUGCUGGCAGAGAAAACUGUUAUGUAGAAGGUUUAUGCAAAAUUGUGUUUCCAAAUUUGAACUAUAUAUUAAAAUAUAAACUACAACAGA
Messenger RNA from Corticium candelabrum, 1229 nucleotides. RefSeq names its product mitochondrial amidoxime reducing component 2-like. The transcript has 4 exons. The record is from RefSeq and is a predicted model, not a curated record. Bases 185 to 1087 code for a protein of 300 amino acids. Gene Ontology annotation, molecular function: catalytic activity; pyridoxal phosphate binding; molybdenum ion binding. NCBI's taxonomy places the organism in Eukaryota, Metazoa, Porifera, Homoscleromorpha, Homosclerophorida, Plakinidae.